This is a messenger RNA of Kockovaella imperatae, 882 nucleotides long. RefSeq lists its product as hypothetical. The coding region runs from base 40 to 837 and encodes 265 amino acids. Gene Ontology annotation, molecular function: small ribosomal subunit rRNA binding; structural constituent of ribosome. The transcript is spliced from 4 exons. Gene Ontology annotation, cellular component: mitochondrial small ribosomal subunit; ribosome. Gene Ontology annotation, biological process: mitochondrial translation. The record is from RefSeq and is a predicted model, not a curated record. Lineage: Eukaryota; Fungi; Basidiomycota; Tremellomycetes; Tremellales; Cuniculitremaceae.
CCACCACCAGCGGCUCCAAAUGAACUCUCCGCCACCAAAAUGAGAUUUUGCUUCCGUCCAAAAUCGUUCAUCUUGCCGGUGCAGUCGAUUCUACAACAACUGUUCAAGCUCUUUGGUCACUUUGUGCCUCUGCUGAGCCAACAAAGGCCAACCAUGUCUCAACGACUCAUACCGAGAGCCUAUAGCUCUCUCACUGCCAUGUCAGCUGCAUCAGGCUCCUCAUUCUCCUCGGUCAUGAUGAUCGGAGGUUUGAGGACAUUCUCAUCGACUUCCAUCCCAUCUCGGCCUCCGCCAAAUGGCUUUGAAUCAUUUGCUGGAUCAUUAGCGAACAUUCUCGGUUCUCAAGCUGCAUCUUCGUCGUCUUCCAAUGGAUCUACACCGCAGACUCAGACAGAGGCAAUGUUGAAAGAUAUGGGUGCGGCAGCGGAUGGAAGAAGGACAAACUUUCAUCCUGGAGCGACCAUCUCGCCGUCCGAAUUGACACGAGAGAGACUUUUCCCUGGGAGCUUUCGACCGAGACGAAAACCACCUCUGUUUGGACCUCAAGAAGGCAAAGCAAGACAACGGGAUCCAUUCAUAUUGGCAAACUCCCAUCCAUUAGAACAUACGUACAAUGCGAGAUUGAUUCAAGCCUUCUUGGAUCCAAUGGGCAGAAUCAAACCGAGAUCUGAAACGCAGCUGUCCAAGAAAUCUCAAAAGCAAGUCGGUAAACUGGUCCGUCGAGCUCGAUCCAUGGGUAUCAUCAGUGUGUGGAACAACUCGCCAUCCAAAGCUGGAUACGGCAGAAUGCCAAGUAGUGGAUUGUCCUUUGACUUUGAGGAUGACUCCUUGUACUAGCGGGACAUGUUGUCCGCACCCAUGCAUUAUACAGCCGUUCAGUAU